Messenger RNA from Medioppia subpectinata, 1550 nucleotides. Lineage: Eukaryota; Metazoa; Arthropoda; Arachnida; Sarcoptiformes; Oppiidae. The record is from the annotation of a GenBank genome assembly.
ACCGCUGGUUCGCCGGGCUAUACGUGCGGCUGUCCCGGGGCUCAGACCUGGAACGGUAGCGCCUGUAUAGAGCAACCGCCGACCGCUGGGCCGGACACCACUCAGUCAGCGGCGGGCAAUCGGCCGGCGACCGCACCGUCUGUAUCGUCGGCGGUCACGCCGUACCCGGUGUUAGACAACGACACAAAACUGGUGUUUGUUGUCUACAAAGAGGGUAUUUAUGUGAAGCAAAACACAGUGGAAGACAUGAACACAAAUUACAUUGAGUCCGUGGAUCUGUUGUCGGACACCGAUUGGAUCACUGAAUUUGAUUACGUGUACCACAAGAAUGUCAUGUUAUGGCUGGAGAGCAGUGUGUUUGAGGGGCUGUCACUAUACGGGGCGCCGAUAGACCGGUCAAAGCCGUCGGCGUUUAACGCAACUCAGAAACUGUUGCGCCGGACGUAUAACUCGAAGCGAUUGUCCAUCGAUUGGAUCCACGACUUGGCCUAUAUAUCGGUGUCCAAAGGCGUGGAAGUGAUCAGUAUUGGCCCGGAAGGCAAGUAUUACAGCUACGAUCUGAUCCGACACAAUGAGAUACAGGGAGACGUGUCGGUCGAUCCCAUACACGGACUGCUAUUCUGGUCGCAGUGGGGCUACAAUACGGUCACUACUAAACACUCGGGUAGUAUAACGCGGGCCAAUCAGGACGGCUCGGAUCCCAUAGUGCUGUCAACGGCAACCUUAAUACCCAACACUAUAGCCCUCGACAUCGACGCACAGGUAGUCUAUUGGAUCGAUACACACGUCUAUACCCUGUAUUCUGUGAGCUAUACGGGACUCGACUUCAAGACAAUACUUGUCUCGCGAAACCUAUUCGAGGGCUCCUUCUCUAUGGAUCUGUUCGGUGAUCACAUCUAUUGGUCUAACUAUGAGAACAACGCUCUUCACGUCACCAAUAAGAGGGGUCUGAACGGCACCGAGAAGUUGACACUCGUCAACGCCUACACCGAUGUAGAGGGUGUCAAAGUGUUGGACAGUCGCCGGCAGAUGAAUGGCACGAACCGGUGCUCAAACUCCCGCUGCGCUCACAUGUGUCUACCCGUACAGCGAGACUAUCGGUGCGUUUGCUCUAAGAAUCGGUUCCAAUUCAGUGACGUCUGUAACGAUGAAACAACGACAACUGCGAGACCAGUGAUGACGAGCACAGAGAUGGCCACUACGGCGACAACAACUCUGGAACCGAUUGGCGCCACGGAUGCCAUCCAUAGCCAACUGAUUGACCAUAAUAUCCAUUACAUGAAGAAUAUAUCACAUAAAUUGGAUUCAUUGAUAAAUAUCACACAAUUGAGACCCGAGAGCGAAGGCCCACACAAUGGCCACUGGAUUGCCAUCGCAUUCAUCUCAAUGGCAGUAAAUGUGAUAUUAAUAGCGAUAUUUAUUUACCGCAAAAAACAAAUUAAAUUUCCGGACAAUUUUUGGGCCAAAUUCCGCAAAGAUAGGGGCGAUAUACUGAUGAACGACACGUCCAGCGUUAACGACGAGUUGUGAACAUCACAUCUCAAUCAUCA